This is a messenger RNA of Diatraea saccharalis (sugarcane borer), 8809 nucleotides long. The record is from the annotation of a GenBank genome assembly. NCBI's taxonomy places the organism in Eukaryota, Metazoa, Arthropoda, Insecta, Lepidoptera, Crambidae.
AUGAAAAAAUUAUACGCAUGGUGGGUGCCGCGAUUGCUUACAGUUGACCAAAAACGCGUUCGUAUGCAAAUUUCACAAAAAUUUUUGGACCUCUUUAAGAGAAAUACAACUGAUUUUCUGCGACGGUUUGUUACCACAGACGAGACUUGGGUUCACCACUAUAUACCUGAAUCAAAAAUUCAGUCUAAACAAUUGACGGAAAAAGGAUCCCCGGCUCCAAAGAAAGCAAAAGCCGUGAAAUCAGCGGGGAAAGUCAUGGCGUCAGUAUCUUGGGAUUCGAAGGGUAUAUUGAUGAUUGAUUACCUUCCAAAAGGACAAAACAUAAAUGGCGAAUAUUAUGCUGAUCUACUGGAUAAAUUACAAGUUUGCACCGAGGGUGGCGUGACGGCGGAGCACGUGCGUUGUCUCCACCAGAUGGUGCCGGGCGUGGUGCACAUGCACAUGGAGACGUUGGACGCCGUGGCCAGGGAGAGCAGGCGGCUACCGCCAGUUCAGAAGCCGCGUAUCGUAGCCCCGGCGUUAGUAGCGGGUGAAACGCUAGCGGGUCCAGCGCUGCGAGCGUUUUUAGUUCCCGACGGACGUACAGCUCCUCUCUUACCAGCGGAGGGCGCUCUAUUCCUCACUAAUUACAGACUAGUAUUCAAGGGAACACCCACCGAUCCUUUCGCGUGUGAGCAAACGGUUGUACGUUCGUUCCCUGUGUGCUCUUUGACCCGCGAGAAGGCGGUGAGGACUCAUUAUCUCCCACACCUGGAGCAGUCGCUUCAGGAGGGGUUGCAGCUGCGCUCUGCCACCUUCCAGCUGAUUAAGGUGGCGCUGGACGAGGAGGUGAGCGGCGAGCAGGCCGAGGCGUUCAGGAAGCAGCUGUCUCGUCUGCGGCACCCCCCGCACCCUCUUAUGCACUUCGCGCUCGCCCCCCGCGCGCCACCACCCCCACAACACCAUCCCCCCAAACACCACACACUCAAGGGCUUCGCGAAGAAGACCUUGCUAAAAACUGCGAGGAAAGCGGGGUUGAAGCCGAAACCGUCCAAACGGCAAAAGUACGUGUUGCCGUCAGCGGACGCACGUUCACUCACGUCGCCUCCGCUAAUGUCAUCACUAUCUGCGGACACGCUAUCUUUGGAAGAAUUAGAGUUGGCUAGUGAAUCCGGUGAGCCGACAGCGGGACGUACAUUGGAGAGAUUACGUGAACGCGCGUACGCACGCGAAUGGGCGAGAUUGGGACUGGCAGCCACACCUUACAGAUUAUCGCAUGCAAACGCACUGUACACACUGUGCAGGAGUUAUCCAGCUGUUAUUCCGGUGCCGGAGAGUGUGGGCGACGAAUCUCUACGUAGGAUAUCUCGAUGCUACCGUCAGGGACGGCUGCCAGUACUCACUUGGCGGCAUCCACGUACACACGCACUUCUAGCCAGAUCGGCAGCUUCUCAUCAUAAGGGCGUAAUGGGAAUGUUGAAGGCGACACAUCCGACCCCCACCACGAAUCAGGGCGGCACUGAGACCACGUCCAGUCUGGAACAGGAGCGGUACUUGGCGACGUUAGUGGCUUGUACUCCGUCUCGGUCUGAACUAGCGGAUUCAAGUCUCAGCUUAGACUCGUUGUUGUUGGGAUGUGACGACGCACCAGCUCACACUCCACUCCUCACCAAAGCUGCGGGCACUCUAGGGGUGCUACGGAACAGUGGUGGUAAAGGUGGUGGCGGGGCGUCGAGCUCGGGGGGCGGAGGCCGGCACUUCGGUCGAUGGGGCUCGUUGAAAGAUCGCCGCCAACCAUCGCAUCUUGACUUGUACGUUCCACGACAACGUCUCUCCACUGCAGAUCAAGACUCCGUGUCUGGCGAGGGCGGUGGUUGCGGGUCCCGUCGCGCGUCAUUAUACGUAGUGUCCGAGAAGGGCGUGACCGGUGGGGGAUGCGCGGGAGUGGAACCUGUACCCGUCGAGUACCCCGACGCGCGUCACACCAAGCACGCGUUCAAGAAGCUAAUGCGCGCCGCCGUACCCUCCGCGCCCCAGCCCACCCACCAGGCCGCGGCCAACGAACCGGGCUUCCUCAAGUUGAUAGAAGAGUCCGGAUGGUUAUGGCAACUGAGGCAGUUGUUUCAACUAUCAGGCGCCGUGGUAGACCUUCUGGACCUCCAGGCUUCCUCCGUGUUACUAUCCCUCGAGGAUGGUUGGGAUGCUACCGCACAGAUAUCCUCGUUAGCACAAAUCUGCUUGGACCCAUACUAUCGUACGCUGGAAGGGUUCCGUAUACUGGUAGAGAAGGAGUGGCUAGCUUUAGGGCACAAGUUUCAGCAGCGAUCAAAUAUAGCACCCGCGCCUCAACAGGGAUUCACGCCCACAUUUCUAAUGUUUUUGGAUGCUGUACAUCAGCUACAAAAACAAUUUCCCCUGUCGUUCGAGUUCAACGAGUUCUACCUUCGUUUCGUGGCGUACCACAGCGUGUCGUGUAGAUUUCGCACGUUCCUGCUAGACAGUGAAGCGCAACGUGCCGAACUGGGAUUAGCGGCUGCUGACGACAAGCGGGCAGAUACCGCGCGUCUGGGCGUAGAAACGGGAGCGGGGCCUGAGGAAGAGGGCGCAGCGCCGUUGGGGCAGUCUAUGUUCGAUUACAUAGACCGCCAUCACCAGAAGGCACCGAUCUUCUAUAAUUUUCUCUACACACCUGACCUUGACAACCCGGUGUUAAGGCCGGUAUCAGCCCUGAACUGUCUAGAGGUGUGGCAGUACUACGUGAGCGAGGAGUUGAGUCACGGCGCGCCUUACGACCUGGAUACCCUCACACCACCAGAACUGGCUGACAUACAGCGGAGACUCGUCACCGCCGGGUACGACAGCGUGGCUCGUUGCAUGCCGGACGCGUUCUCCGGUCUGCUGGAGAGACUUCGACAGCUGGAGCUCGAGCUUGGCCACCUGCCGCAGAAGUGGCGAGUGCGAUGCGAUCAGCUCGAUCUGCCCAAUACCACCGAGCUCCAGCGCAACUCGUCGAUGUGCUCGGGCGUGGUCCGCCGCGCGACACUCGCCGCCCACAAGCGCGGCACCCGCGAGGUGUUGGUGCGCGGUAGGCUGGCGGCCGCGCCCCCCGCGCCCGCCCACCGCUGGGCCCCCGCCGCGCCCGCCGCGCCUGCCCGCUGCGACCACUGCCAGGACCUGCUGUGGGGCCCGCUCAAGUCCGGUGUGAGAUGUAUGGACUGCGGUGCCGCGUGCCACGAGCGGUGCGUGGAAUGGUUCGCGCUCUCCUGUACCAAGUACAAGGCGCCGCCGGCACCUGACCGGGAGCCGUUACGUCCCGCUGCCGGAAACAGUGUUUCUACGCUGCAAUCAUCGUCCCAGCAGUACUACGACCAGUUCUCGUCGAAUGUGGCAGAGAAUCGAACCCACGAGGGUCACUUGUACAAGCGUGGCGCUCUGCUCAAAGGAUGGAAACAACGUUGGUUCGUACUGGACUCAAUCAAGCACCAGUUGCGGUACUACGACGCGAUGGAGGACUCGCAUUGCAAAGGAUUUAUUGAUCUCGCUGAAGUGAUAACUGUGGUACAGGCGUCACCCGCGCCUGGACCACCAAAGAAAUGUGACGACAGAUCGUUCUUCGACUUACGUACGAGCCGGCGCACGUACAACUUUUGCGCAAGCGACGCAACCGCUGCACAGGAGUGGAUAGAAAAACUACAAGCCUGCCUACAGUGAGCGCAAAAAUCGCCCUUAAAAACCUCACUGUUGAGUUCGUUAAUGCAAAUCAGAGUCUUAAUAUUAUUUUUCGACCAUCGUCUAAAUAGCGCCUUUAUUUAAGUAGUUGAACGCUAGAUUUAUUAAAGACACUUUUUUUUUCUUAAAGAUCUUUUCUUGUAGCAUUCUUCAGAAUUGUUUUAGACUGAUUUUGAUACGCUGUGUUGAUUGUUGCGUUACGUACAUUUUCAGUUUUCCAAUUGUGUACUGUACUUUUCUAUAAAGAAAAAAAAAGACAGAUCUGAUGUCGCUGUCGAAUCGUCAUCGUCUAAUUACAUUUCAUGGCCGAUAAUAAUUAAAUUGGUAACUAACUUUUCUUUGUAUGCUUUCGUAAUAUUAAAAAAGUAUACAUAAGUAAAUUAAAUGUUAUUAAGAUUUCGUGGCAAAUUUGUGUGUUAAUUUUUUUUAAUGAAUUGAAAAUAAAGGAGAAAUAUCAUAUUUUAGUUUUGAGAAAAUGUUCUAGUAUUAAAAACAUAUGAUAGGGUAAACUGUAUUCUUAUUGGCACUGGUCGUCAGAUUAGUAUCGGCACAUCUUAAAGUGAUUAUUGUGAGUUGUUAUAUCCUAAAAAAUAUUUGUUAUUAACAAUACAAUUUCCUUAUGAUUGCGUUAAAAUAUUUCAAUCGUUAUUUUUAUAUUGUACCUAUACACUGGAAAUUUGUAAUGUUUUUAGCAAUCUAUGAGGUAUGUUUAAACUCCAUUUUUUACAAUUUUGACUGAAAAGGCGUAUUGAUGUGUAACUGAGUUUUGUAAAGUUUCGGAAAUAGGUGUCUACAAUAACUCUAUGACUUUGUUUGAUUCUCGAGUUAGAUGUGUGCCACUAUAUUCAUUGGACUUUUACUAUUAACAACUCAACCUAUUUCGAUGUGAUUUUCACUGUUGUGUAGGUUUUUCGCGGAAGGUUUACUGGGUCUUCAACUGAGUAAUAGAAAAGUUUACAUAUAUAAUUAAUGGUAUAAAAUUUAUACUAAUGCCUAAUGCCUAAUAACUCGUUAAAUGUUAAUUCAAGCUAAUAGAUAUAUGUUUUUUGUUAAUGGCUAAUAACUGUGUAGUUUACCCUAUAUAGGAAUAUUCCAGGACGUCCAUUACUCAUUAUACGUGUCAUAAAAUCCGAUCUCGACUCGAAAUUACUGCGUUAUAUCAACGCAGACAUAUUUAUAUCAUAGCCUGUAAUAUUAUUGUCGACAAGUAGAAUUAAACAGAUAAUUGUUACGUUGAAUAUUUGUAAAUAUUUUUAUGAUAUUAUUAUUGUUGUGUAUAGUAUUAUUUUCUAUUAUGUGUAUUUACUUGUGUUGCGCAGUAGACAGCAUGCGAGGUUAUAUGUAAUUGUCAAAUAUCUGCAAUCUAUUUUAGACUUUUAAUCUAUUGACAUCUAUUAUUAGAAAAUCGAUUGUGGAAAUUUGAAUGUUAUGUGGUAAUUUUUUAUGCUGUUGCGUGCAUGACUGGGAGUGUCCAGUUGAUAUAGACGUGGAUUUAUUUUCACGGACUUUCCUCCUUUUUAAUUGGACUAAAUAAAUUGUUUCAAUUUUUUUUUGUUUAUGAAAAUUGUGGACUUUGAUCUUUAAGAUUUCUUUUAUUAUUAUUUUAAAGUUACACAAUGAGGCACACGAAUUAGGAUCUGGUUAGCGAUAGAAUAUGUCACAGACUAAAAGACCAAAUAUGUUUGAAUUACGGUGAACUUGUCCAUGGAUUCCAUUAUUGUUAAAAUGAUAAAGCCUCUUUCCAACUGGGAUGCUCAAUCGACAUAGAUAUUUAUUGUUUUUGGAAAGUUCGUAUAUAUUUCUUCUAAACUCUGUUCCCGAGAGUUGUUAUCGUCGCUCAAUUAUCGAAAUCUUAUGGUACGAGGCUCGCAAGUAUUAUCAAGCGUGAAACUAUAGAAAAUGCCUCAAGUUAUUCUCAACUUAUAUGUAUAAAGGGUGUUAGGAGUCCUAAUAAUGUGCUAAUACUAGACGAAUAAAUAAUAUUGAAUUUGAGUUGAACUCCUGCUUUCCGUGUUGAAAAUUAUUUAAUUGUAUUAAUAAUAGAACCCUAAAGUAUAGAUUAUUUAUUAUAAAUACGCUAAAAGCUGUUGAAGCGUGUUCUAUAUUGAUAAAAUCAAUAACUCUAUUGCUGCGACUUUGAUUUUCAUAUGGGAUUAACUAUUUUUUUAUCGCGUUUACGUUUACAUUUUUAUGGAAUAGAAUCACGUAACUUUUGGAUGAUAUUUCUAUUGGGAAUCAAUUGCGCAUUCCAGUUGAUUAAGAUGUGACGAUAAACGUUCAUUCGUUUAAUGUAAAUAAUAAAAAUAUAUGAAGAGUUUAUCAUCCAUUGUAAGUUGAAGGAAGUUCAAUAACAUUCCGUAUAUUUUUAUUAUUGAAAAGUUUAUUUAGAAGCAAGAGCAUCUUUUAAUUUAAAAUGUAUAUAACAUUGUAAUUAAUUAUUUCAGAGAUAUUAUUAUUUUUAUUACUGGCCGGCAGCCAUUAGUCGAUAAACAAUUUUCGUUAUAAAUAUAUAUAUUCGGUUCAUGGUGCAUUUUCAAUGGUCCACGGCGACCAUAGGCUGGGGUACGGGAAGAUUUCUGUAACGUAUCAAAUAAUGCGGCAUUGAAAUUGCGCAAUUGUCUGUUUACCACCCUUGUGGCUCAUUUACACUGGUUGAUAACGUACGCGGGCCAGGUGAGGGCGAUUUGCUCGCUUUCAUUGGUCGGUCAUUGUUUUAUUCGCUGUCAGCCAGUGUAACUGAACCAUUGGACGUUACCUUUCCUAUGCGAUACUCGUCGAUCAUUGAAAAUGAUAUCUCAAUGAUGUUUUGUAAAUAGGUUUCGUUUCACAUAUCAGUCUCGUUGGUCGUAGAGACGAUCUGUACAGUCAACAGCACGUCAGGUUAUACAGAAAUGUCAAGAUUCUAAACUAUAUUUUAAACUUUAAUAGAUUUUGUGUAGAGUUCAAAAUCGAUGAAAUAUGUCAUAUCGUGAUAACCCGACGUGCAUCCGUGUGUACAUAGUCCAGUGACUACUCGUCCGUAUGUUUGAAUUACUCCCACAAUAUCACGGUUAGAUUAAAAAAAAUAUUAGCAUACUGUAUUGCACAUGAAACAUGAUACAGCUCACGGAUAGUUACAAAGUUAAUAAAAGAUUGUGCAUUAGCAGAAAUUAUUUCUUAAGUUGAGAAAUGAAUUAAAAUUGAAUAACGAUAUUAUGUAGAAGUAGUUGUAACUUUGAAAAAGGUUUUUUUUUUUAUUAACAGAACUGACUCACUUAUAUAGGGCUCUUUGUAAAACGCAGAACUGACAUCGUAAAUAACAAUGUCCGUUCUACCACUUUUGAUAAUAAUUUAUGCAAAAAUUGAAUUUUAUUUACCGCGCGAAUGUUAAAAACUUUACGUGUAAUAUCAGUAUGUUACUAUAAUAAGAUACUUCACUCAGCGCGCGAGCAUAGAUGUAUAUAUGUAAUGACAGCACAAUAUAAAACCUAAUUGUUCAUUUAAAGUUACAAUUCGUAGAUAAAAUGUUGUCGUUUAAAAAGUUAGCUAUCUAAUCCUGCGAGGUGUCAUACAAAUAACACUAUGCUACAAAUUAUAAAAAGAGUACUAUUUUAGUAUCCGAUCAAAAUAAGAUAAGAUUUCAUUCAUUUCAUUUUCAUUUUACAUGUAGAAAUUUAUUUAUUCACUUAACAUUGGCAGAAUUGUGCGAAAUGCGCAGAUAAGCCAUUAAUAAAAGAAGAAGAAGAAGUCGACUCGUCUCAAUAUGACGUUUUAUCUUCUUCCAAUGUAUAUUUGCUUUAGGCGGCCAAUUAUUUAAUGAUUGAUUUAAUCUAAGUACCAAAUUUAAUCCCCGCUUUAUAAUAAGACGGUGUAUUGAUUUUAACCUUGAUGUUGAUGGAACGUAACGGAACAUUUGUAUCGUGCUUAGAUCCGGUUCGCAAGGACGAGGAAGUCACUGUCGUAAUACAUUGUGCAUUAGUAAAUAACAGUGCUGCUAAUGCGUUAUACAUAUGCAGCAUUGGGCUUAAAAGCGCAUUUUGACUUGCGCGUGAAACGUGUCUUCUGAAAAUGUUCUUCUGGCAAUCAGCCUCAAGAGAUUAAUCGUGCCAAAUUUGCACAGAGUGCAUUCGAUUGCUCACGACGAUAUUGAUUUAAGCACGCUUGCUCGAUGUAGUAAUUGAAUGUUAUAUCUAUGUUUUGAGCUUAGCCGGAUGUAGGCGGGGCGACAUGUUUGAUACUUAAUAAAUUAAAUAGGACCAAUGUACAAAUGCACGAAUACAUUGAAAAGUGCGGCGAAAUCUAGAGCUGUGUAGUAAUUGAAGUGUGUAAUAGCUGUUAAUAUUGUUUUUUUUUGUUCAUCGACAUUACCAAGUCCCGCUCGAACUAUCCUUUGCCACAUUCAGUCCUAACUCCCACCAUAUUACGUUCUAGCCACCGUUUCAUAUCACAUUUACUCCUAGGCAUUCCUUGUCCUCUACCCCGUCCUAUUCUAACUACCCAUUGUCCAUUCCAGGUACUCCCUUGUCUCGUUUAAUUGACGUAGUCAUUUCUGGUAGACAAUGUGGUAGAAAAUAUUUCCAUAUAUUUAAAUUUGUAGUACAAUUGAGUGAGUAUUUUUCAUUUACGUUUUUCCGCUUGGUUUCGGAUUCAUCUUCGACUAUCAACUGUUUUAUUUUGUGAUUGCCCUAAAACAAGUGUCACCGUCGACUCGCACACUACUUUCAACUGUAUUGAAAAAGUUGCAUUGUAUCGCCUCGCCUAAAUCUUGUAUGCGAACAGCAGUUUAUCAUUAGUUUCGUAACAAGUGUCGUACUUUGUAAGCUUCAAAAACUCGCCAUAUCGUACGGAUCUAUUGAACUAUCACGUUUUAGCGAGUGAUAUCAGAAUUAAUUAGAAUAAGCUUCGCUUUGCCGGUCAAAAUUGAUAUGUAACUGUGAUGCCUAUUGCUGUACACCUCUCAAACCCUAGUGUAUAUUAGUGCAAUAUUAAUAUGAAUGUGGCUAGUGUACCGUGUACCUCGAUUGUAGUGUCACAAUAUUAUAUACUCAUUGUACAGCGGUAGGAUAAAUCGAUACCCGUGUAACUCUGCACUGCGUACCAUCAAAUAAACAGAUCGACAUUU